AUGGGUUCCGCGCGCCGGGCGCUGUCCGUGGUACCAGCUUUUCUGCUGAUUCUAGUGCUGCCUGUCUGGGCACAGAAUGACACGGAACCGAUCGUUCUGGAGGGCAAGUGUCUGGUGGUGUGCGACUCGAACCCAGCUACAGACUCCAAGGGAUCAUCAUCUUCCCCCCUGGGGAUAUCGGUCCGGGCAGCAAACUCCAAGGUGGCCUUUUCGGCGGUUCGGAGCACCAACCACGAGCCAUCUGAGAUGAGCAACAAGACUCGCAUCAUUUACUUCGAUCAGAUCCUGGUUAACGUGGGUAAUUUUUUCACAUUGGAAUCUGUCUUUGUGGCACCGAGGAAAGGCAUCUAUAGUUUCAGUUUUCACGUAAUUAAAGUCUACCAGAGUCAAACCAUCCAGGUUAACUUGAUGUUAAAUGGAAAACCUGUCAUCUCUGCAUUUGCUGGCGAUAAAGAUGUGACGCGCGAAGCCGCCACUAACGGAGUGCUACUGUACCUGGACAAAGAGGAUAAGGUCUACCUAAAGCUGGAGAAAGGUAACUUGCUCGGCGGCUGGCAGUAUUCCACAUUUUCUGGCUUUCUGGUGUUUCCUCUAUAG
Molecule: messenger RNA, 597 nt
Organism: Apodemus sylvaticus (European woodmouse)
Lineage: Eukaryota; Metazoa; Chordata; Mammalia; Rodentia; Muridae
Gene: Cbln4
Product: cerebellin 4 precursor
Exons: 3
Coding region: 1-597 (198 amino acids)
Molecular function (GO): protein binding
Source: RefSeq, a predicted model, not a curated record